Melanotaenia boesemani (Boeseman's rainbowfish) is the source of this 7803-nucleotide messenger RNA. RefSeq names its product tetratricopeptide repeat, ankyrin repeat and coiled-coil containing 1b (gene tanc1b). Lineage: Eukaryota; Metazoa; Chordata; Actinopteri; Atheriniformes; Melanotaeniidae. The coding region runs from base 328 to 6147 and encodes 1939 amino acids. The transcript is spliced from 28 exons. The record is from RefSeq and is a predicted model, not a curated record. Gene Ontology annotation, molecular function: protein binding.
AAUAAAGGGGCAGAGGAAAUUUAUGGAAGACUGGUAGAUCUUUGAGGAUCCUCCCUACAAAUGACCUCAUGCAGGGAGCAGGAGGAGGAGGAGGAGGUGGAGAAGGAGGAGUCCGACGUCGCGUAGGAUACUUUGGUGAAUCAAGCUGGGAGUUUUGUGUGGAGAUACGCUGAGAGGACUGGGAGAAGUUUUUGUAGUCCUAUAAUAUCCAUGACAUUUAUCAGUGGCUGACACUCAGACUGUGCUGUCCUCCAUACCCACUCCCCACACUUCCUCCUUCAAAGCAUUGUGCAGGGGCCCUGAAGAGAGGAUUCCAGGAAUCUUGCCAUGUUCAAGGCAGUGCUGAAGAAGAAUAGAGAUGGAGGUAAAGGAAGCAAGAAGGAUUCAGGUGAUGCUCACAGCCACAGUGCUCAAAGAAGAUUCCCACCUGAGGGAAACCCCCAGCCCCAGGGGCCUGGCAGUGGUCACAUUAGUGCACAAGAUGAUGUUUUCAGACUAGGUUUUGCCAAGGGAGUUUCCAUGUCUCUCCCAUCUUCACCUCUUCUGCCACGGCAGUCCUAUAUGAUGCCCUUACGACCAAGCAAGAGAUCACCAGGUCCGAUCAGGAAGCCCAAAUAUGUAGAGAGUCCUCGCGUUCCUUCUGAUGCCAUUGUGUCCGCGUUGAGGAAAGUGACUGAUAACAAGGAAUCAUCCCAUAAUGACCUGCAAGCAGAGCAACAGCCAAGCCCCUCCUCUCCUGCAACUCAGGAACUGAUGACAAGACUGGGCUUUUUACUGGGAGAAGGGAUCCCGGGCACGGCACGCAUACCUAUGGACGACAAGAAUGAAAAGAAGUGCUCUCUGACCAGCCAGGGUAUCAGCCCCUGCUCUACACUGACGAGCAGCACUGCCUCUCCCAGCACUGACAGUCCAUGUUCCACCCUCAACAGCACGACAAGCCGUCCCCCACUCAGCUGCUCCAGCCCCUGUGGAACCAUUACCAGCCCCAGCUCCACGCUUGAAAGCAAGGACAGUGGGAUCAUAGCCACCAUCACUAGCUCUUCAGAGAAUGAUGACCGCAGUGGCUCCAGCCUUGAGUGGAGCAAAGAUGGCAGCCUAAGAAGCAGUGGGCGCCAUGGCCUGGGACAGGGUGUGCGGGCUGAUACAUGCUCCCCAGUGGUGGAAGAAGACUCCAGCAGCACCACAGCAACACCGACCGACACUCCAUCCAAGACAGACCAGCAGCAGCAACCCAACAUAUCACCAGGAAUACAAGAACCACCACAGCCACCAAACCACUCACCUGAGGGAACCAGUCCAUACUCAGCACAGACAUCAUCCUCCCUCAUGAUGCCGAGACCAAACUCUGUCGCAGCAACCAGUUCCACAAAGCUGGAAGACCUCAGUUUUCUAGAUGAACAACGCAACACCCCCCUGCGGACAUCCAUUCGCCUUCCGUGGCAUAACACAGGAGGACGGCCACCUCAGGACUCAAAAGCACGCUUUGCUCCCUACAAACCUGUGGACAUCAUGCUCAAGCCCUUGUUGUUCGAGGUACCCAGCAUCACCACAGACUCUGUGUUUGUUGGCCGAGAUUGGCUCUUUCAGCAGCUGGAAGAUGUCCUGAAGGCCAGCGAGUCCGCAGGGAACCACGGUGCUGUAGUGGUGGGCAGCGUGGGUUAUGGAAAGACGGCCAUUAUCUCCCGGCUUGUAGCACUGAGCUGCCACGGAGGACGCAUGCGCCAGAUCGCCUCCAACAGCCCCAGUGCCUCCCCUAAAAGUGGUGCAGGACAAACCACAGAACUUCCUCUCAGCCAGCCCCCACAGCCCACUCCACCAUCCAGUGCCACCAACACACUGAGGACCAACAGUUGCCCGGGAACCCCUGAGAUGCAGCGGCGUAGGGAGGAGGCUGUCAAGCGCCUGGCUUCAAAGGUGGUUGCCUAUCACUACUGCCAGGCUGACAACACAUACACUUGCUUGGUACCAGAAUUUGUGCACAGUAUCGCAGCCCUGCUGUGCCGAUCACAUCAACUCACUGCAUAUAGAGAACUGCUACUGAAAGAGCCACAUCUCCAGAGCAUGCUCAGUCUGCGCUCCUGUGUCCAAGACCCCAUGGCUGCUUUCCGGAGGGGGGUCCUGGAACCUUUAGUCAACCUUCGUAAAGAGAGGAGAAUUUCAGAAGAGGACCAUAUAAUCUUGGUGGAUGGACUGAAUGAAGCAGAGUUCCAUAAGCCGGACUACGGAGACACCAUUGCUUCCUUCAUCGCCAAGAUCAUUACAAAGUUUCCCCCCUGGCUCAAACUAGUGGUCACUGUCCGGGUCAAUUUAUUGGAGAUUACAAGUCUUCUUCCUUUUGCUAAGAUCUCCCUGGAUGACUGUACCGACAACAGUGAGAUAACCAGUGACCUCAAUGCAUAUAUUCAGUACCGCAUCAAUGGCAGCAAGGAUAUCAUGAACAAUAUUAGCCUGAAUGGCAAAGCCGAUCCUGUCACAGUGAGCAAGCUCAGUAGCCACCUGAUCUCUCGCAGCCAGGGCUCCUACCUGUAUCUUAAACUCACCCUGGAUCUGUUCGAAAGAGGCCACCUCGUGAUCAAGAGCGCCAGCUACAAAGUCGUGCCCAUUUCCUUAGCAGAACUUUACCAGUUACAGUGCAACAUGAAGUUCAUGACCAAUUCCGCCUUUGAGCGCUCUCUGCCCAUCCUUAAUGUGGCGCUGGCCUCGCUACACCCCAUGACUGAUGAGCAGCUGUUUCAGGCCAUCAACGCCGGCUUCAUCCAAGGGGAGCUGCAUUGGGAGGACUUUCAGCAGCGCAUGGAGUUACUCUCAUGCUUCCUCAUCAAACGACGAGACAAGACGCGCAUGUUUUGCCACCCGUCCUUCAGAGAGUGGCUGGUGUGGAGAGCAGAUGGAGAGAGUACAGACUUCCUGUGCGACCCCAGGACUGGCCAUGCUUUCAUGGCUUUCAUGUUAUCCCGCCAAGAGGGGAAAUUGAAUCGCCAGCAAACGAUAGAGCUGGGACACCACAUCCUCAAGGCACACAUCUUUAAGGGCCUGAGUAAGAAAACAGGUGUGUCAUCCAGUGUGCUCCAGGCUCUGUGGAUUAGCUUUGGGGCCGAUGGCCUUUCUGCAGCCUUGGCUUCUCUGAGGAACCUCUACACACCUAAUGUCAAGGUGAGCCGUCUCCUGAUGCUGGGAGGAGCAAACGUGAACUAUCGCACAGAAGUCCUGAACAACGCACCAGUUCUUUGUGUCCAGUGCCACCUUGGUCACCAGGAGAUCGCCUCACUGCUUCUUGAGUUUGGUGCCAGCAUAGAUGUUGUGUCUGAAAACGGCAUGAGCCCCCUUUGCUUCUCAGCCGCCGCAGGACACUUGGGACUAGUCAUGCUGCUCUGUAAGAGGGGGGUCAAGGUGGAUCACAUAGAUAAGAGUGGGCAGUGUGCUCUGGUUCAUGCUGCAUUACGUGGACACACCGAGAUAAUCCAGUACCUGCUGGAGCUAGAAUGGAGUGCAGAGGGGAAGCAGCAGGACUGCUCUCUGAAGGAUAAAGCUCUGCAGCAGGCUUUGAUUGCAGCCUCAAGCAUGGGACACACACAGGUUGUGAGGGGCUUGCUGGCAUUAAAAAAUGAGCAUGCUGUGCAAAUUGAUAGUCAUGACACUCUGUGGGGAGAGACAGCUCUGACAGCUGCAUCUGGUCGGGGGAAGAUGGAGGUAUGCAACUUCCUGCUGGAGCAGGGGGCAGUGGUGCAGCAGGUCAACCGGCGGGGGGUGUCUCCUCUGUUCUGUGCUGUCAGACAGGGACACUGGCAGAUCGCUGAGCUGCUGUUGCAACAUGGUGCUGAUAUUAACAUCAGUGACAAGCAGGGCAGAACCCUACUCAUGGUGGCUGCCUGUGAGGGUCACCUGAGUACAGUUGAGUUUCUGCUAUCAAAAGGUGCAUCUUUAACUUCAAUGGACAAGGAGGGAUUGAUGCCCCUCAGCUGGGCAUGUUUAAAAGGACAUAAGAAUGUGGUGCAGUUUUUGGUGGAGAAAGGUGCGGUCAUCGACCACACAGACAAAAACGGACGAACUCCGCUGGACCUUGCUGCCUUUUAUGGAGAUGCAGAGAUUGUCCAGUAUUUGGUGGAAAGAGGGGCAGUAAUAGAGCAUGUGGACCAUAGUGGGAUGAGGCCUCUGGACCGGGCCAUAGGUUGUAGGAACACGUCGGUGGUUGUGACUUUGCUGAAGAAAGGUGCAAAGCUGGGGAACGCUGCUUGGGCUAUGGCUACUUCCAAGCCUGAUAUCCUCAUCAUUCUUCUUCAGAAGCUGAUGGAGGAGGGAAACUUACUUUACAAGAAAGGGAAGAUGAAGGAGGCGGCCCAGAGGUACCAAUAUGCCCUGAGGAAGUUUCCACGAGAAGGCUUCGGCGAUGACCUGAAGGCAUUUAAAGACCUAAGAGUAUCUCUGUACCUCAAUCUCUCCCGCUGUCGCAGAAAAACCAAUGAUUUUGGGAUGGCUGAGGAGUUUGCGACAAAAGCACUGGAGCUGAAACCCAAAUCCUAUGAGGCCUACUACGCCCGCGCCAGAGCGAAAAGAAGCAGCAGACAGUUUACAGCGGCCCUGGCUGACCUACAUGAAGCAACCAAGCUGUGCCCCAAUAACCGAGAGAUCCGCCGCUUGCUGGCUCGAGUUGAGGAGGAGUGUAAACAGAUGCAGAGAACUCAGACCAAAGGAAGCCUUGCCGGGGCUGCAGCCGCUUCCGUCCAGGCAUCAGGGGGCCAUGAGUCUGACCAGGAGCAAGAUGAAGGCCAGGAGGGCCCCUCAGAGCACAGCCUGGCAAGGAGUGUGGAAGGCCAAAGAGACAUUCUUGAGGAAGAAGACGAAGAAGAUGAAGAGGGAAUUGGCUUGAAGCAUGACAGGACAGGGGAAGCCUGCUGGUCCCAGAACAGUUACCCCUUCAAUAGGGUCUUACCUGCUAACUCGGCAGCUGCCAGCAACUGCCAGGGACAUCAGAAUCUGAGGCCCAGCUCACCUCCUGACCCCACUAGGCUUCCUCCCCACAGAUAUCCUCGAGAACAUCGGGAGGCGUUGGCCCAACAGGCCCGGAUCCUGCAGCCCACCAAGCAGGCUCAAAUUGUCAAGACCAAUCAGCACAUGAGUUCUAUGCAGGCUGCAGGCGGUGCUGUCGGGGGUCGCUCUGCAGGGUCCAAAUCUCAGUACGCACCUUCCAGCCCUUUACCAAGUCGACACAUGUCCAGCAAGCUGAAGCCAGGCCCGGGUAUCGACAUCAGCCCCCUGCCUCCCCCAGUUGAUGAGCCUGUGUAUGGGAACCGCAAGUUGCUGGCUUCUGCAUCCGCCUCCAUAGGUCAGAGUUGUGAGAGUGAGAGCCUCAUUUCCUCCCAUGCUACCUACUCUUCCAGCAGCACCUCCAAAUGUCUGGGGCAGGACCGGCUGUCCGCCCACUCUGCUUCCUCUCUGGAUGGAUUGGUGUGCUCUGGUCCUGGACACCAGGGGAACCACGCUGACCCAGGAAAGGAGGCAACAUGUGGUACAGCGGGAUCUCAGGGAGGAAGCGUCAGCAGCAUGCGCGUGUCCAGUUCCACCAGCAGCCUGGCCUCCAGCAGCAGCCUGUCGGACAGCGGAAAGCUAGGUCCCGACGUCCGCUCCAAGAUCUCUGACAAAACUAAGCACAACCAGCAGGCUGGCUCUGCAGCAGAGUACAAACCCAGACCUUUCAUGGGUGUAACCGACAAGACGGCACGCUUUCAGCAACAGCAGCAGCAGCACCACAGCUUGCAGACUCAUCCAAGCCUUCAGUCUGCCAGUCGCAGCUGGCUGAACCACUCCUCUGAUGGCUUGGUGUGCCACAAUGUCUCAUCGGGCCUGCAGCCUGUCGACUGCGAGCUGUCCUACAGCAAAACAAUGAGCACGUACCAGGAGCAACACAAACCGCCUCCACCUCAGGGCGGUAUGGCAAUGAGUAGCUUACAAAAUGGCAUGCAUGCCAAGGAGUUUGCAGAGAAGUUCUGCCAAAUGGCAAACUGUUACAAAGAGUCCAAGCCAGCACUGGUCAUGCCUCAUGCUUAUGUGGACAGUAAGCCCAAGCAGCCUGGCCUAGUCCGAGAUAAUCCUGCCAUUCACGUAGCUUCAAUAAAACCAAAGCGAUCAUUUAUAGAGUCGAAUGUUUAGAGAUAUUUCCUUUAUCUCUUUCAGUCCACAACGCACACACUGACUGGCAGAAGGUCUAACCUGAGGAGGACUUUUUUUUAAAACCAGCUCUAGAGUCCAAGCCUACUUUUAAGCCUUGUAAGAAGUAUAGUUUGUGAACCGUUUGUGAAUACAGACAUCAAGCAGGCGGCGUGCCGAAAGCUCCAAACUUUAUUCGUCACAAUCUGCCGCUUAUGGCUGUCAGCUUCUGUUACAUGACAACAUGUCUGCUGUCAUUCAGCCAAGCUGGAGACAUUGCACUGAAGGAAGAAUUUGGACUUUUGCUGUACAAUCCUGAACAAAAAGAACAGAGACGGCAGGCAAACACCGCUGGGUCAUGCUUACAAAGUGCUUACACAACAUAAACAGUUGCAGCAUAACAUUAGGAGAGAAGAGUUCUGAGUGGAAAUGAGGUUAGAAAUGUCCUGAUCACGUCUACGGUGCUCAGAACAGAGACAGUUAUUUUAUGACCCCUUCACUUUUUGUGUUGUAAGUAGGGCUGGGCAAUUAAUGAAAAAUUAAUCUAAACCAACAUUUGGAAUCAAUAAUCCACGUAAUCUUGCUCAUGUCAAUAAUUUAAAUGAUCUCUUUAAUAUAUUUAAAAAUAUUAAACUGUGUGUGCUUCCUUUCAUUUCAAUAUCUGCUUUUCUAUCACGAAAAUAUUUUCCACAAAAACUUUCAGUCAGCUAAGAAGGCUAUAAAUAAAACAAUGCUAAAGUAAUUGCUAAUUAAUUUAAGUAACAUGUUCAAUUAAUCUUGAUAUUGAUUUGAGGUCAUAUUGCCCAGCCCUAGUUGUAGGUUUGAUUUUUCUUAAUAAAACUGUCAUUCUUUCCCAGUAAUUAACUAAAACGUCUGAUCUGGAAACAUUUCAACCAACAGAGUUUUUAAAUUUGAGUCUAUGCUGCAAGAAUAGAUUGGAAUACUUGAAAUGCAGUUAACAACUGAGUCUAAAUUUACAAGUAUGAGCAAAAACUUUUAAAAUAACAACAUUGAAUUUACAACACUACAUAACAUGCUAAAAGUGAAGGAGUCUGAGUACUAGGAAGAGUAUGAGAGAUGGGCAUUCCUGUGUUUUUACACAGGAGGAUGAGGAUGUUAUAGAUCCUCAUGUGUACAUUAUAUAAAUAUAUCAAUUCCUUCUUUUCAGUGAAGGUCUAUGUUAAGUGUAUUGACAAGUUCAGACUUGUGUAUUUUGAGUUUUAGGCACAAUGUUGUUAAAAUGGUGUUAAACAUUUGUUAAAUAUAUUUGUACAUUAUAUAAAAUCAGCAUUAACACUGAAUUUUCUGUAUCUGCUUGUUGUUGCUGUCAAGUUUAAUUUAUUUACAGCGCCAUUGGCUUGGUUAAUUGUAAAGCAAUAUAUUUUAUAUAGUUAUUUUUGCACAGCUACUAAGGCAUUUUAUUAAUCUCAAUGUUGAGAUUCCAGUGCAUGCUACAAAUGCAGUUUAUAUUACAGAGUAAGAAAAAUAACUAAUUGUUUUGGGGCACAGUCCCAUCAGCUCAAUUUGAUGAUGUACGUUAAAUCCAAUUGUUGCCAUGUUUUCAGUAUUGUGAGCUUUAUUAGCUGUGAUCACAUACUGUAAUAGAACAUUACUGCCAUAGCCACCAUGGGAGAGAGAAAUAAAGACCCACUAAAAAAA